Messenger RNA from Spodoptera littoralis (African cotton leafworm), 1656 nucleotides. Lineage: Eukaryota; Metazoa; Arthropoda; Insecta; Lepidoptera; Noctuidae. The record is from the annotation of a GenBank genome assembly.
AUGGAAAAGUUUAUGUGCAAAAAUGAAGUGAUGGGACCCAUUUUGGACAAGUUGGGGGAUCGUGUGGUUGCCAGUAGUGGGAUUCCUAGUGAUAGAUGUCAUCUUGGUAAAUUAAUAUUUCAGAGUAUAAAAGAGGAUCCAGAUUUUGUUAUGCAGAUUGACGGCAGAACAGGCGAAUCAGAAACCAAUGCAUCAGUAUUAAGAAGAAGUAUACAAUGUGCCACUGCCUUUAGAAACCUGGGUGUGAAUACUGGUGACGUCAUCGUUUUAAUGGCUACCAAUCAUUUGGACCAAGGCAUACCAUUGUAUGCUGCGUUGUACCUUGGCAUUGCCACCGCUACUAUUGACAGAACAUUGUUAGUUGGUGAAUUGGAAUCUACCUUCAGCAACUUACAACCGAAAAUGAUCUUCUGCCAAAGUGAAAAAGUGUUAGAUGUCCAAAAAGCUACCAGUCAAGCAGGUUUGAACACGAAAAUCAUCAGUUUUGAUGCAACUCCAUAUGCUAUGAGUUUCUCUGAAAUGAUGCAGACGUAUGGAGAGGAUAUCGAUGUGAAUGAUUUUAAGCUAGCAGACUUCGAUCCACAAGAAACAAUUGCCUACCUAGUGUCCACAAGUGGUACCACGGGACUGCCAAAAUCUGCUAUAGUGACACACAUGAAUAUGGCAGUUGGCGGCAAAUACAUUUUCACGUUAGCCAAGCAAUUCCCUCCAGUGCAAUCAGUCCUCAUCGUGGCUCCUCUGCAAUGGUUGUCAGCUCUGAUCAACUACGUCAUGGGACCAAUAUUUAACUACGGAAGGAUACAAUCAUCUGCACCCAAUACCAAUGAACAUAUAUUGGAGUUAAUUCAAAAAUAUAAGCCAAAAUUCAUAAUAUCCAGUCCGCCAAUGAUGGCCGCUUUGAUGAAGGCAGCUCCGAAGGUAAACUGCGACUUCUCCUGCUUUGAUAUGAUUUAUCUUGGGGGAAGUGCAGUGCCACCAGAGAUGAUAGAUGAGUUGAAAAGACUGAAUCCAAAAGCAGUAGUUACUGAUGUUUAUGGAAUGAGUGAGGUUGGUUCUUUGGCUCUCUCUAACAAAAUAUCUUCGGCUGGUUCCUGCGGGAAGCCGAUGUCGCACAUAAAAUACAAGUUUGUGGAUGUCGAUACAGGAGAAGAAGUUACGGAGCCUUACAAAAGAGGAGAACUUUGGAUCCAAACUCCAGGAUAUUUCAAGGGCUACUACAAUAAUCCAGAGGCGACAGCAGAAGUGCUGACUGAAGACAAAUGGUUCAAAACUGGUGACAUGAUGUACAGGGAUGAGGAGUGGAACUUCUUCUUCGUGGAGCGCAUCAAACUGCUGCUGAAGUAUAAGAACCAUCAGAUCUCCCCAGUAGAGCUAGAAGCUGUGAUUCGCCAGCACCCAGGAGUAUUGGACGUGGCUGUCACCAGCCUAACUCAUCCUGAUGAUGGAGAAUUGCCUGUGGCGUGCGUAGUACAACGGCCAGGCUUCGAAGUCACCGCUGAUGAGAUCAAGAACUUAGUCAAAGAAAACCUGACGGACACCAAACAGCUCCGAGGAGGAGUAAUGUUCCUGAAGGAGUUACCUUUGACCACCUCAACCAAAGUACACAGACGGAAGCUGAAAGAACUUGUUGCGGCGAAAAGGAAUGAAUUGCUAUAA